CUUUCUCCGCCGUGCGGCACAGCAGCGCUGCAUUGCGAUGCUCAGCAGCGCCCGCCCUCCCUAAUUCACAUGCUCAUCAUGGAGGAAUAACAGGUACCUGCUUUACAGAGAGAGGAGGACAGGCUUAUUCCCAUUCCCGGCGACAUCUUGAAACGUGGUCAGACCAUCCGCGAAUGUGAGUUAUACUGUUGUAGCAAAGCAGACAAUCGCGAUGAAGCAUUUUCUGAGGGUACUGACCCAGUUGCUGGUGUUCCUGUACUGUAAGUGCUUGUGGCGGGGCCUGAAGUUUGUCAUCAGGAAGUUGACUGGACGAUGUGAGCUUCAACGCAUCUGUUACAAUAACAAACCAGGGGCUCGAAGGACGCUCAAGAUCGAAUCCUCACUCAAAUGCUCUAAACAUGAGCUUUUGCAGUCUGCCAUCAACGUACACCCAGAUUCUGUGGAAAAGACUAUUGAUGAUAUAAUAUCCCUAAAAAAGAUCAACCCUGACACUAACCCACAGCUUGGCAUCUCUCUCCAGGCUUGCCUGCUUCAGAUCGUGGGUUACCGAAACCUAGUAGUGGAGGUGGAGAAGCUGCGUAGAGAGCCGUAUGACUGUGAAAACUCAGCACAUGAGGAGAUGCUCAUGAAGCUGUGGAAAGAACUCCGUCCCGAUUCUCCUCUCUCUGGACGCAUCUCAAAGCAAUGGUGUGAGAUUGGUUUCCAAGGAAACGACCCCAAGACUGAUUUCAGGGGCAUGGGUCUCCUGGGCUUGCACAACCUGCUGUAUUUUGCAGAGCAUGACAAAGCCACCGCUCUCCAAGUUCUUCAUGACUCCCUGCAGCCUAAACACAGGAACGUUUCCACAGAAGAAGCCAGCAAGAUGAGCAAAGCUGAGUGGGACAAGAAGAAAUUUGACAAAGCGAUUGGAUACUCCUUUGCCAUAGUUGGCAUAAACAUCACAGACCUGGCAUAUUCCCUGCUGGUGAGCGGGGCUCUGAAGACUCAUCUGUACAAUGUGGCACCAGAGAUGCCAAGUCUAGUGCACUUCCAACAGACCUUCUGUUAUCUGAUGCAGGAGUUCCACAGGUUCUGGAUCGAGGAAGAUCCAUGUGACAUCAUGGAGUUCAACCGCGUGCGCACCAAGUUCCACAAGCGCGUCCUGAAGCAGCUGAAGAACCCUGACAUGGCACUGUGUCCUCACUUCACUGCCUCUGACCUUCACCUGGUCAACCUGUAGCUUCUCAUUCACCUCAACUCUCAUGACCUCUCACCUUCUCAUCCUUAAAGCCCAUGCCUCAUUACUGCCGACUGCUUAGCCGGUCUCUUUCUCACACAUUUUCACACCGAUGUCUCCUUCAGCCCAUGCGACCAGACGUUACUGAAGAUCACCAGCACUGCUGUGGACCAUGAUGAUUGUACGUGCGCGUGGCAACAGUGCACCACCUUACAGCUUUCACACCGAUUGUGAUAUUUAUCUGAAUGUGGAUGAGAGAUACAUCUCUCCCGAUAGGACAAAGCUCCCUAUCCACCAGUAGGUCGAGCUGUUGGUACGUGUUGGGUAAGACGCUGAGCUUCGAGAGCGUGAGUGUUUCGACCUACAUCCACUGCAGGAGACUGCACUGAUACCAGGCACACUUAGAAACAGGUGGCCAUUGUUUGUAUACUCUGUCAUACACUUUUAGAGCUGUUAUAUUAAAGAUAACCUUUGUUUUAAAGUGCCCCUAUUAUGGGUUAUGAAAGGUUCAUAUUUUGAUUUUGGGAGUCCCAAACAACAAGCUUGACAUUCUUGCGAGGUCAAAAAACACUUUCUUUUUCUUAUAAGAUACAUUUAUUUUGAACUAAUCUUUUUUUUCAUACCGCUGCUAAAGCCGCACCUUCAUCACUUAUACAUCAAUUUGCAAUUUUUUAAUUUUUUUUUUUUUAUUCAGACCAACCCGAAAAGCUCAACAACUGGGCAGGCAAUAUGCUAAUAUUUAAUGCGGACUUCAACAUGAAACGACUUGGGACUCAUUUUAAAAAUGACUCGUUUCAAUGAUUCAGAGAUGAGUCUUCGUUUUGAGAGACAAUAACUUUAUACACUUUCAGAUUUAAAACUUUGCAGGACAUUUUCAUUCACCUAGACACUGCAUAAAAGUUCAUUUUCAAAAAUCCAUAAUAGAUGCACUUUAAUUAUUUAAAAUCUUUUAAAGGAAUAUUCACGACUCAGUGCAAGUUAAACUCAAUCAAUAGAACUCAUGGUAUAAUGUUGAUUGCGACGCAAAUAAAAACAAAAAUCCAGUUUACACUGACUCUUACAGUGGAAAUGAAAUACUAUAGCCAUAAGAAAAUACUCAUGUAUGAUGUUAGUGGAAAAAAAUACUAACCUUACUUUAAAGUUAUGUGCAUUAUUGGCAUGACACCCCUAAAAGAAUUGUGUAUAAGAUUAUUAUAAUACAUACAUUUUAUCAUUUUAUUAUAAAUGCCAAAUAUCUGCUUUUAAACACUUUAAAAUGGGCUCCAUUCAUAUCCACUGCAGGUGGCUCACUGUAAGCCAGAUUUGCAUUUGCAUAACUUCCAUUGAACCCAGAACAAUCCUUAAGAUGGAAAUGAUUUCAACUUGCUGCAUUCACAGAUCAUUCAUUCACUCAUCAUUUCAUAACCGUCAUUGCCACUCUCAUUCUUCUAUCACAUAAGUACAGUACAUAGACUACAUGUUGCCAAGAAGCAGAGCUUAAAAUCAAAUAUUCACUUGCCAAAUAUGGUAGGAUAAUGUGUGUUUUGUGAAUGUUCUCAUGCAGAGCACAUGAUUGUUUUACAAAUGUAUUAGUGUCGAUGUAAACAAAACGAAACAAACAAACAAAAAAAUAUGGAAUGUUCCAUUUUUCUGUUCUAGCACCAAAGCAAUAAGUGACGUUUAGAACAGUUAGUUGAACAAGUCUUGUUUUCUUUUGCACAAGUGGUGCCUCUAUUGUAUUAAUCAGACACUGAUUAGUUUUGCCCUCUGUGUACUUCAGGCUUUCUUUGCUCUCUUCUGCGUUUCUUUAACUUUUACAGCCGCGUCACAUCACAAAUGCAUGUUGCUCUUUCUUUUUUUUUGGGUUUGUCCAUUAACCCUUUAACACGAUGGACGGUCACAGGGUUUGCAUGAUGAUUUCGUUUUUGCCUGCAAAAAAUUGCGUUACCAGAAUGUCACUUCAUUUUAAUGUCGUUAAUCGUGCAAUGAAUGUCUAUGCUACUGGCAGUGUUAAGCAGCUUCUUUUUAAUAGCUAUUGGUUGAACUGUGUUUCCACAUGAUUUUUAAAUGAGUAAAAAGUGUCAUAUAUUUCUCAUUGCUGCACUUUUACAGAUGAGACAGAAGCACUUGCUGUACAUAAAGCCUUAGAGGUGGAAUACAUGGAAGCAUUAUUAAAGCUCAUCAUUAUGCAUGGCUGAA
Messenger RNA from Puntigrus tetrazona (Sumatra barb), 3394 nucleotides. RefSeq names its product ELMO/CED-12 domain containing 1 (gene elmod1). Bases 212 to 1219 code for a protein of 335 amino acids. Gene Ontology annotation, molecular function: GTPase activator activity. The transcript is spliced from 12 exons. The record is from RefSeq and is a predicted model, not a curated record. Lineage: Eukaryota; Metazoa; Chordata; Actinopteri; Cypriniformes; Cyprinidae.